GCUGCAGGGGCACGUUGGCGAGCAGGCGCUCGCGGCUCCAGCCGGGCGGGAGCUGAGGCUCGGGGACCGGUGUGCGGCUCGCAGCCGGACACUUGCCGCGGGCCGAAUGCGGCCUGCGGGUCCCUCCAGCCCAAGGCCUUGGGCUGCAGCCCCUGAAGCCCCGGCACUGAUCCAGCCCUGGGCUGAGGGGUCGGAGGAUGCAGUUUGGAGAGACGGGCGUGCGGCCGGGCCGUGUCACUGCGAGGGCGUGUCGGCGGUUGCCCGCCCCGAGAAUGUGGCUGAGGGAGGCUCCUCCUGGAGCUGCCGCCGGGGCGGGCCGGGGAGCGGCUCCUCCUGGAGCUGCCGCCGGGGCGGGCCGGGGAGCGGCUCCGGGGGCUGAUCCCGCUCUGCAGAAGCAGGAGCGGCCGGCGCAGAGAUUUGAGGCGGCAGAGCCGAACUCGGAGUCGCCAGGUUUUUGAAAUUCCUAAGUAUUUGGCCUUUUCCGAGUAAGAAAUAUGGAGAUGGAGAGGAUGAACAUGGAUAUGUCUGGUGAGGAGGAAGAGAAGGAAAACAAUGAAAGAAACUCUAGAGUUUGUACUACCUGUGACAAGAUUCAUGAGUCCAUUUCCAAAUGGAUGCUUCCUGAAAAUGCCAGAGGAACCUACCUGGAAAGAGCAAACUGUAUCCCUCCUCCCCUCUUCAUCAUUUCCAUUAGUAUAGCUGAGAUGGCUGUAUUCAUUUAUUAUGCUGUUUGGAAGCCCCAGAAACAGUGGAUCACGCUGGAUACAGGUGUCUGGAACAGUCCCUUUAUUUAUAGGCCUGACAAGAGGGAUGAAGCUUGGAGAUUCAUUUCUUAUAUGCUAGUGCAUGCUGGCAUUCAACACAUUUUAGGAAAUCUCUUUCUGCAACUUAUUUUGGGGAUCCCCUUAGAAAUGGUUCAUAAAGGGCAUCGGGUUAGUCUGGUGUAUCUCGCAGGAGUGAUUGGAGGUUCCUUGGCUAGCUCAGUCUGUGAUCCCCUCCAGGCUCUCGUAGGGGCUUCAGGAGGAGUCUAUGCUCUCAUUGGAGGAUACUUUAUGAAUGUUUUAGUGAACUUCAGAGAAAUGAUUCCUUUGUUUGGAGUCUUCAGAUUGCUCCUCAUCGGGAUUAUAGUUGGAACAGAUAUGGGAUUUGCUCUGUACAGAAGAUUUAUAGCUCCUGUGAAUGGGCCUCAAGUCAUUGAAAAAAAUCCUAAAUCGUGUAGGACCAAGCAGUGAUCCCUGAGGGACCCCACUGGAAACAGACCCGCUUAAUGAUGAUUCCUUUACAACUAAAUUUUGAGCCAAUUUUUAGUCCCUUGAAUGUAUGCCAUGUUAAUUCUAUAUCAUCGUCGUUUUUAAUCAAAAUGUCGUGCGGUACCAAGUCAAAUGCCUUCCAGAAGCUUGUGCAUAGUAGGUCAACACUAUUGCCUUUAUCAACCAAACUUGUAAUCUCAUAAAAAAAUAUUAAAUUAAUUUGUCAGGAUCUAUUUUCUAUAAACCCAUGUUGAUUUUCAUUCAUUACAUUACUCUCCUUUAAUUCUUUAUUAAUUGAGUCCUGUGUCAGCCAUUCCAUUGUCUUGACCAGGAUGGAUAUCAGUCUGAUCGAUAUCAGCCUAUAAUUACGCAAGUUACCCUGUUUACUCUUUUUAAAAAUCGGCACAACAUUACCUUUCUUCCAGUCUUCUGGAACUUCCUUGGUGCUCCAAGACUUAUUGAAAAUCAACAUCAGCAGUCUAAGGAGCUCCUCAGAUGGCUUUGUUAAAUCUCUUGGAUGCAAGUUAUCUGGACCUGCUGAUUUUAAAAUGUCUAAUGUUAGUAGCUUCUGUUUAACAUUUCCAGAGAUACUAAUAGAAUGGAAAGGUUUCAGAGUAGCAGCCAUGUUAGUCUGUAUCCGCAAAAAGAAAAGGAGUACUUGUGGCACCUUAGAGACUAACAAAUGCAUGCAUCUGAUGAAGUGAGCUGUAGCUCAUGAAAGCUUAUGCUCAAAUAAUUUGUUAGUCUCUAAGGUAUUAUUAAUUCUACCAUUUCCAUCUAGUAGUGGACCAAUACCAUUAUCAGGAUUUUUUUGUUCAUAAUAUAUUUUAAAAAAUCCUUCUUACUGUCCUUAAUUGUGCGAGCCAUAGAGUUCUCUCUGUGUCCCUUUACUUCCCUUCUUAAUUUUCUACAGUUCCUAACUUCUGAUUUAUAUUCAUUACUAUCAACUUCGCAUUUCUUCCAUUUGUUACUUUUUUUAUAGCUGCCUUCACUUCCCCUCUAAAUCAGGAGCCUUCUUUCUCAACUGUGGGAUUGUGACUUGUUAGGCAUCUAGUUAGGUGUCCUUUGAUGAUUACCAAUUAUCAUUCACAUUUUUCUGAUAAAAUUCUUCCUCCAAGCUACUUGGCUUAUAAAAGUUGAAGAUACAUUUGUUAACUUAACUUAAAUUUGUUAAAUAACUUAAAUAAUGUAUAGGCAGAGCUGGGAUGGGUGCUUACUAUAAUAUCUAUAUACAUUGAAAAAAGCCGUUACCUCUGUCUGAGACCAACAUUUUUGGUAAAUUUAAAGACGACUUUCCUUGUAGAAGCUGUAUCCAGCCAUGAAACAGGCUACAUAUUUAAUAAAAUAUUAUCUUUAUGGAAUACAGCAUUGCAUGUAGAUUUCUUCACUAUACUGCCAAUGUACUUGUGUAGUAAUUCAUGCAGGUAACUUACUACUGAUUAAGAUAACUACGGGUCUAUUUUAAACUCAGAGUAAGUAAAGCAAGACUUUUAUCUCUUGCUGUUUAUUGUUUAAUCACAAUGAACAUCCUAAAGGAAGUAUAGUUGUGUUUAAGAUUUACUAUGUACUUGAGCAUGGACAGCACACUUAUCUUUCAGAACAAAGGGCAGACAAGGGCACUGCUCUUGAACUAUUUAAAUUGUAAUAAAUAGCACAGUCCCCAUAAAUACAUUUUUAUGAAGAAUGGUGUGGGGAGGAAGGCUUGUGGUGGAAUAGUGGUUGAAGGCGUGGUAAACCAGGUCAGGAAUACUGUUCCGUUAUACCAUAGGGGCACAUGGUAUAAAGCAGGAAGGAAAUUAUGAUGUGCCUAGGCAUGCAUCUUGAGCACAGGCAUGGAGAAAAAUAGCCAGGAGCAAGGAGGGAGCCUAGAAGGUAGGAACCUGAAAAACAGACAGGGAGUUCCUAUAUCCUGUGCACACUGACUUUUAGUGAAUCAGUAGGGAACCAUGUUCCCUUGGAGUCAGUUCUGAAGGAAUGUCCCAGCAUGGCAUUAGGGACAUGCCAUAUUUUGGAUGAGGCAUAAAACUGUGAUCAAAGAUGUCAUGACUCUCUUCAUAAAAGUAUAUCCACAUUCUAGCCAAAUUCCCAGUUCUGAAUAAUUUAAUUCUACCUCCCUAGAUUCAUGCCUGCAGUUUUAAUUUGAUAUGUAGCUGUACACUACUAAACAGCUACUGCCUUCCAUCAGAGUAGCUACAUUUAAAUACUAAUGAUCCCUAUGUAUUCUUUACCUAUCUCAUAGGCAUGCGUUAAAGCUAAAGUAAUAGUUAUAAGUGCUUUCAAAUCCUUGGAUGAAUAAUGUUACAGAAGUGCUGGUAUUCCUCAGUCUUGAAAUGUAACUUAACAGUUUACUUCUUUUUCU
Messenger RNA from Caretta caretta (loggerhead turtle), 3609 nucleotides. It is a transcript of the gene RHBDL2, whose product is annotated as rhomboid like 2. The record is from RefSeq and is a predicted model, not a curated record. NCBI's taxonomy places the organism in Eukaryota, Metazoa, Chordata, Testudines, Cheloniidae. Gene Ontology annotation, cellular component: membrane. Gene Ontology annotation, molecular function: serine-type endopeptidase activity.